GUCAUUCGAGUCGAGUGAUAGAUACCGUCCGCACAAGAGAAUUUCAUUCUUGGCAAAGAAAAUAUUCCCUUCUCUCAAGAUUUAAAGCCACUUUCGGUAGAAGAACGUAAACAAUUAGUUCCCAAGACUAUUAUGCUCACUCAGUUCCAUACUUUGCUUCUCUAUCUUGAUCAUAUAACUGGAAUUUGCCUCCUCAAUCAAGAAUCUGUGUAUGAAGAAUAUUUCUCGGAACAAUUUGGCAAACUACUUGACAUUGUUAUGGAUCCAUUUAAUGGAUCCAUCUAUGUUUACACUCCCAAACAGAUUUUCCACUAUCGAGUGACUCAUGAAAAUCGAAAUCUUUGGCAAUUGUAUUUGAAAAAAGGAAUGUAUGAUUUAGCUGAACAGAAUGCGGAAAAUCCUGCCCAAAUGGAUAUUAUUCUGGCACGAAAAGCUGAAGUCUCAUUUGACCAAAAGGAAUACCUUCGUAGUGCGGAAAUAUAUUCAAACACUAAAAUCAAUUUCGAGCAGAUUUGUCUGAAAUUUCUGUCGCUGGAAGAUAAGCGUCCUUUGAUGACUUAUGUGAAGAAUCGUUUAGAUAAAUUACGAAACGAAGAUCUAACUCAAAUAACCAUGUUAGUUGUGUGGUUGGUGGAAUUGUAUCUGACUGAAAUCUCUUGGCCAGGUUUGGAUGAGCAAAAAAGACAAGACUGGCAAUCGGAGUUUGAUAGUUUUUUACAAUCACCACGAGUGGACAAAUCUAUUCGAAAUAAUAGAUCGGUUAUUUAUGAUUUGAUGGCAUCACACGGUGAUAGUCAUAAUUUGUCAAUGUUGGCUGCUGUUAAUCAUGACUAUGAAUCAGUUAUGAACCAGCAUAUAAAUCAGCAGAAAUUCUCCCAAGCAUUGGGAGUUCUUAAAACCCAACGAAGUCCUGAGAUGUUUUAUAAAUACGCACCAAUUUUAAUGGAAAAAUUCCUCCAGAAACUGUAGCGGCAUUAAUGACUCAAGGAUAGAAACUCAAUGUGGAAAGAUUGAUACCGACUUUGAUAUGUUUGGAUAGUCAAUUGCAUAUUGAAGAAAUUAUCAAAUAUCUUGAAUAUGCUGUUUAUUCGUUGGGUGAACAAAAACAGGCAUUACAUAAUUAUUUAUUACGUUUGUAUGUAAACCGGAGAAGCUGGAUAAGUAUUUGGAAAAUGAAGGAACUGAUAUCACAUUGGUACACUAUGAAGUGAAGUAUGCUUUGCGAGUUUGUCUUGAACAUGAAGCAAAAACUGCUUGUGUAUUUUUACAAUGUUUGUUGGAGAUGUGGGAGGCAGCUGUUGAAUUGGCAUUGACAUUUAAUAUUCAACAAGCUAAGUUAACGGCUUCGAAACCUGGAGAUGAGGAGACAAGGAGAUUGAGCAGCAUCCCGAAAAAAAUUUGCAUGGUGUGAUACUGGUUUAUUAUUUUUAAAACUUGCCGUUUUAUUGCAGUUUUCAAAAAUGUAUAAAAAUUUCCAAAGUUGAAAUUAGAACGAAAGAUAUUACAAUUUAAAUGUAACAAAACAGGGCUUUUCAGAGAAAAAUAACAAAGAAAAAUAAACACAUUUUCUCGACUGUUGUUUGUUUAUUUCUUUUUGAAUAAAAGUCUCGACUUUUGUUUGUUUU
Messenger RNA from Episyrphus balteatus (marmalade hoverfly), 1625 nucleotides. RefSeq names its product vacuolar protein sorting-associated protein 18 homolog. Gene Ontology annotation, biological process: lysosome organization; organelle fusion; endosome to lysosome transport. Bases 133 to 969 code for a protein of 278 amino acids. The record is from RefSeq and is a predicted model, not a curated record. Gene Ontology annotation, molecular function: protein-macromolecule adaptor activity. The transcript is spliced from 2 exons. Lineage: Eukaryota; Metazoa; Arthropoda; Insecta; Diptera; Syrphidae. Gene Ontology annotation, cellular component: endosome; HOPS complex.